AUGUUUCCCGCUAAUUAUAUACCGUACCAGCAGCAGCAACCGUACCAGCAGCUGCAGCAGCAGCAUAUGUUUAACGGCAAUAACCGGAAAAUCAAAAUUAGGCCACCCCGCAAGCUGCAGCAGCGGAACAGGUUUAUGACGCCCACUUAUGAACCAGAAGCUGAAAAACAAGAAAACAUUACAAAAAAGUCGCAUAAUCAAGGUACUAGACUGGUUGAAAUAAAUAGUUGUAUUUUGGAUAUGCCAAGAGAAUUUUCAAUUGGACAUUGUGUAGCCAAAGAUAUGCGUAUGAAACUGCGUAUGAGUGCUGGAAUCGCUAUAUAUUUCAAGAACACUUAUAAGAGAGUGGGCGAACUCAUGGAUCAAAGAAAAGAUGUUGGCUGCGUUGUGGUUUUGGAAGAAAACCAAAGGUUUAUUUUUUACCUCAUAACCAAAGAACUAAGCAACCAUAAGCCAACGUAUGACAACAUAACUGCUACCAUUAAAACCUUACAUGCUCUGGUUGUAGAGCAUGGUAUUAAGAAACUUGCUCUUCCGCGCAUUGGUUGUGGCUUAGAUAAUUUGAAUUGGACAAGAGUUAUAGAAAUUAUUGAAAAUGAAUUUCAAAAUGGGGAAUGUACAAUAACCAUUUGUCAUUUUACCAAGCAUUUGUCAAAAGAAUCUGAUGUAAUUCGAGUCGAACAUCCAACAACAAUAAAAAUUGAUAAAAAUAUAAAAAAUAUAGAAAAGCGAGAACACGAAAAAUUCUGUAUAAUAUUAUAUUUUCGGAAUACAACUUUACCAGUUUAUUGGGAUCAAUAA
Molecule: messenger RNA, 801 nt
Organism: Aphis gossypii (cotton aphid)
Lineage: Eukaryota; Metazoa; Arthropoda; Insecta; Hemiptera; Aphididae
Product: ADP-ribose glycohydrolase OARD1-like
Exons: 7
Coding region: 1-801 (266 amino acids)
Biological process (GO): peptidyl-glutamate ADP-deribosylation
Source: RefSeq, a predicted model, not a curated record